Pseudophryne corroboree (corroboree frog) is the source of this 1479-nucleotide messenger RNA. It is a transcript of the gene SPRYD4, whose product is annotated as SPRY domain containing 4. The transcript has 2 exons. Gene Ontology annotation, molecular function: protein binding. NCBI's taxonomy places the organism in Eukaryota, Metazoa, Chordata, Amphibia, Anura, Myobatrachidae. Bases 165 to 815 code for a protein of 216 amino acids. The record is from RefSeq and is a predicted model, not a curated record.
CACAGCGCGCACAUUCCCCAGCUGCUAUGAGUUAGUACAUAUCACCAGCAUCACACACUGGGAAGUUUUUAUUUAAGGUCACUGCGAUUGCGACACAGACAAAUCCUUUCCCCAGUUAAAUGUAGGACGCGUCACAUGAUGCUGAAACUAGGAGAAGUCAGCCCAUGUCCAAGAUGGCGUCGCCCAUGAGGGCAAUGUAUUUGGGGAGCCGUGCUCUGGGGCGCCUGCGGGUCACGGGCCUGCUAAGGAACCCUGUUCCCGUCACCUCCAGGAGGGAAAUAUCAUUCAAACUAGAUGAGAAAACUGCUCAUAGCAGCCUGGACCUGUUCAAGAAGGACACGGGGGUAAUUUAUCGCAUGUUGGGCAUUGACCCCUCGAAGAUCCCCCAAAAUCCUGAGCGUUUCAGAGAAUGGGCUGUUGUACUUGGAGACAAUCCGAUGGUGAGUGGCCGCCAUUACUGGGAAGUUACCGUGAAGAAAUCCACUGAGUUCCGCAUCGGUGUUGCAGAUGCUGAUAUGUCUAGAGAUGAGUGCAUUGGAGUCAGCAACCGCUCUUGGGUCUUUGCCUACAGCCAUAAAAAGUGGUAUGGCAUGGUGGUAAAGAAAACAAUCCCCAUCACCAACAUUGGCCAUCCAAGCAAAGUAGGGCUCCUGCUGGACUAUGAAAGUGGAAAGCUGAGCCUCGUGGACUCUGAGAAAGGAACCCUUAUCCACACUCUCAUUGCAGACUUUCGAGGUCCUGUUGCGCCUGCAUUUGCCCUGUGGAAUGGAGAACUACUUACCCACUCAGGCUUAGAUGUACCUGACAAUCUUUAAAACCAUCAAGUAUUGUAUUAAAAGUGCCUCUCCAGCCAGUAUUAUAUUCUGGCAUUAAACUUUCUGUUCAAUAUACUCCGUGGUUGAUGGUCAUACAGCUUUCUGCAUAUACAAUAUACUGUAAGGAGGUUAAGCUACAGCUGUGCAUCGCUUUGUCGCCUUCACCGUUGGGCAGUGUCAUGUGAUGCUAGUGAUUCGUGCUAGUAAUUUGGUUCUAAGUUAUCUACCUUACUGGAAAGUGUAUCGCAAUACAGACACAUUUCAGUGCACUUAUGAACACGAAGUAAACCAACAAAAGAAAUACACCUGCAGAAGUGCAUAGUAGAUGACGUAUCUCCCGAACAGAUACUAAGACCACAGGAAACCUGAAGUUAUUCUCAGAGAUGCUCAAUCAUACAGAUUCAGUUGUAGAGUAAGGUUAUUUUUCAAGUGUUUGGGUGAAAGAUAUCAUAUUGAAUUACUGUAGUUGACUCAAUGAUCAUGAAAGGAGUUAACUACAUGAUCACUUAUUUUUCUGGCUCUGCCUUGUAAAACUAAGAAAAAUAAAUUUUUUCACAUGUAAGGGAACUACUGCAAUACUCUUGAAUUAUAUAAUUUUGCCAAAACAUAAGUUUUCCUGUCUCUUAUUUUUAAAGAGGGAUAAUAAAUAUUAUGCUUGCUUAUA